Dentiscutata erythropus is the source of this 489-nucleotide messenger RNA. The record is from the annotation of a GenBank genome assembly. Lineage: Eukaryota; Fungi; Glomeromycota; Glomeromycetes; Diversisporales; Gigasporaceae.
AAGAAAGAAUUAGAAUGGUUAUUAGAUACUCAGUUGCCAGAUGCGCUUUAUAAUUUAAAGAAGGCAUUAAAAGAGUUGCAAGUAAAAUUCACCAAUUAUAAUUGUGGAAAUUUGAUAAAGCUGACCGUUAAUCCCAAGAAGCCCUAUUUUAUUGAACAGUUAUUGGAUACAGUUCUUAAAAAUAUAUCUAAUGCCCAAUUUAUUCUUACUUGUGCAAAUGAAGAAAAAUUGUUUCCUUAUAAAAUUUGUGAUCCUCAGUUGUUCAGCUCCAAAUUGCCUGAAGACUUGGUGAUUCAGUUUCAUAUUGAAGGUUCAUGUAUAGUUGUUUCUGUUUAUGCGCUUCAAUAUCAUUCUUCAGCACCACAACAAAAGCAAGGAAAUGUUUUAGGAUCUUCUAAAAGUUCUUUGAAAGUUUGCCAGUACAAAGAUAAAUAUGCAUCAGUAUUGAAUGAAAUUGUAGUAAAAUCAUUAGAUCCAAAGUUAGAAAAG